Hydractinia symbiolongicarpus is the source of this 1106-nucleotide messenger RNA. RefSeq lists its product as uncharacterized. The record is from RefSeq and is a predicted model, not a curated record. Lineage: Eukaryota; Metazoa; Cnidaria; Hydrozoa; Anthoathecata; Hydractiniidae. The coding region runs from base 242 to 949 and encodes 235 amino acids. The transcript is spliced from 7 exons.
UCUUUCGUUUUCGAGACAAAAACUGCACAAAUGCCAGGUGUCGCAAGGUAUCAACGAACUCCCAACUUCCCCUGUUACCCUUAUUUUCUCUUUAUAAACAGCCAUUUUGACAUAGGUGUCUUCUGAUUUAUCAGCAAUUAAUAAGACAGCUAGCUUUAGCUUACACCAACACAACUUUCACUUUCGUUGUGAUGACAGGGAGCUAGCUAGCAGCUAGCAUUAUCAGCAGCAGUGUAAAAAAAUGAUUUCCAUCAUUAUUUUAAUUGUUGCAAAUGCUAUUUCUUCGACAUGGGCAUCAGGUGAUGGAUGCAAUUACCAAAUAAAUGGAACUAAUGCGUAUAUUAAUCUCAAACCACUUGUGAAGAAUGUAAAUCUUAAUCCAAGAUUCAUUGCAAGAGAUACUGAAAAAUGGUACUAUGCAUUUCAGCCCUGUGGAAAGUUUAGCCUUUAUUUGAAUAUGUCUCUUCCGAACAAGCCAUGUAACCAAACAUCGACAGCACGUUUCUUUAAUGGAUCUCUUCAUGAAUGUGUUGGGCUUGGUAGAACCUGUGACUUUAAAGUGGAAAAACAUUAUCAUAAGCCUAUUGUUUCAAAUAUGACAUUAAAUUACAGGGAUGCUCUAUCGUCUUCAAAGGAGGGUAUGGUUAUAUCACUGAUAUGCAACCAUGCUCUGCCAUUAAACGAAUCUGAAUUUAAAUAUGUCAAUGUUUCUCGUGGUACUCAGUUAACUUGGUACUUUUCGCUUGAAAGUCGUUGCUGCUGUCCCAAUGGAUGUCCAAAUGAAUCUUCAGCAGCUCCAAAAAAAGGAAGCAAUGCAGUCUGGUACAUUGUUGGGAUAACGGCUGCAGUGUUGUUUGUUAUCAUAGUUGUGUUUAUUAUCAUAUAUGCAAAAUUUUACCCUUGUAGUAAUAAAGCUGAAAGGCAAAGGCUGUUGGAGGAACCUGCAUAAUAUGUGUUUACGUAGUUAAAAAUAUUUUUUAUUGUAAUCGGUUUAUACGUUUUAAUUAGAAGAAGUAUAAUUUGAUAUUCAUACUUAUAAAUAAUUUUUGUAUACUAACUACUGUGUAUAUAGUAAGAAUGGUAAUUUAGAUUAUUAGAUGUUUAUA